AUGUCUACAGUGAAAGUUCCAGCUGGACUGGGUCUUGAUUUUACACAGUCACCGGAAGAGUCCAAGAAAUCUGCGUCCACAAUAUCACAGGCACGUCUUACAACGUCCAGCUCGUGGCAGACCGAUGCAGCGAACGUAUCCCGGUUCUCCUCUCUGUCUCGAGCCUCACCGCAGGUUCCACGAUUUGACACCGCAAGUUUACGCUCCAUUAGAGGAAUGCAAGGCCUGCUCAUGGCCGAAAUCGGUGAAGCUAUGGUCGAGCUCGACCCUUCCGGGCAUGGCUCUGUAUUCAAGGAGGGACAGCGCAUCGCUCUCGCAUCUGCCUCUCCAGGUACAACGUCGAUCAACAUGCAUCCACGUUCUUCUAUGAUUCCCGCAGCGGGCGUUCUCGUUCGGAGCGAAACCUACCUCAACUUCGGCGCAUCCCCAACUAGAAGCUCGGCAGAACUUGAGUCUCUGCUUGGCAAUUCCAAUUCUCGCUUGAAGCCCGGUGCGACGAUGCUUCCUUCGAGCAAGCACUCGCACCUCGGAAAGACGGUUAAGAAGGCUAAGCGCGAUCUCGUUUCGCUUGAGCAGGCCAAACCACGCGCUCGCGUCGAGGUUGACAUCGUACUAGAGAACGAUGCCUAUGUUCAAGGAAGCUAUCUGCGAGGUCACAUCAAGCUCCGCGUCCGCAAGAGGUCGAAGAAGGAGGCGCCGAUGCUGCUCGCUGGGGCGAAAGUCCGAGUAAUCGGUUUCGAGUGUCUAUCAAGCGCCAAAGAACGUCAUACGUUCUACCAGUGCGCUGCUCCACUUUCGGACAUUACGGGAAGCUCCUCAAGUUUGUACGAGGCAGAGCCAGACGUCGAGGGAUUUGCGCCGGCAAGGGAAGGCGUGCACACCAUCUCGUUCACCAUGCAAUUACCUGUGCAAGGCCCCUACGGAGUCGCGAAGGGAGUUCCGAGCCUCCAGUCAGGAGUAGCGGUCCAGUACAUCGCUAUGGUUUCCGUCAAGGUCAAGGACUCGAGCAGCGGGAAGCGCUCUAUCGCCCACUUCUACCGCAAUUGUGAGAUCUGGCCGCGAAUUGACCCCACCGUUGCUUUAGCGCCCGCUACGCGCCCGUUGCAAGCGACUACCUCCAAGAGCAUCGCGAUGCUCAGCAACAGCAAAGUGAAACUCACGGCGCUCCUACACCGCUUGACCUUCAUAGCGGGCCAACGAUGUUAUGUCAGAGUAGCCGUUCUUAAUGAGACGAAGAAGACGGUCAAAAGCCUUACUUUGACGCUCGUUCGGACAACCACUAUAUUCAAGCCGAAGCCUGCCCUUGACGCCGGUCGCACACUUUCUGUAGACCCAGACGCUUGCGAGACGUCAACCGCACACAAGGUCGUAGUGGAGACUGUUCUGGAAAUGGGCCAUCGAGCUGCGAAGGGACACGCCAGCGCGAAGGGCUGGUGGACAGGCGUCGGCCCUGGCGAAGAACUCGAAUUUUCGCAUUUUAUCCUCCUCCCGCCCGACGCAUUAUCCGUAAUUCGGGGACGGCUACUGGAAGUCGAAUACUCCAUCCGCGUCAGCCUCAGCGCCGGGUCGUUAACUUCCGACGUAUUCGUAACGCUCCCGAUACGUAUCAUCAACUUCAUGUCGAUUGAUCCUACUCCCAACAACCCAGGUGUAGCAUCUUACACGCGGACGGUCCAGCGCCGGCGCUCUAUUGACGGGGAGUUGGGCUCGGACGCUCCAUCUAUGAAUCCCUCGUCGAUAACCGUGCGGGAAGAGACGGAAAUAAUGCACGGAGGCCAUUCAAUGGUUCCGAACCACCAGCGCUUGCCGUGCGACGUCGAGCCGCUCGUUCACCCUUCGCCCGCUGCGCACGCAGGAUACGAAGGGGUCCCACCUGACACCCCCGGUCUGCGCAUCGCCAACCCGGACCGGUGGAGCGCGGAAAUUCCGCCAAUCCCUGCUCGGGCCGCAGAGGAUAGCAGUGCGUACUCUUCUGACGCCCGCUCGGACUUCGUCAGUAGCGCGUCUAGCGUGGACGUUUCUACGACGGAAUCCGAGUCCGAGUCCAGCCGCUCAAUCCGGCUGGGGAAUAUGGACCUGGACGAUCCCGACUCGGACGAGGAGGUCGACUUCGUCGUCGAGAGGGCACUGGUGGAUGACAAGAGCGCAAGCACGUCGCGUUUCUCCGAGGACGACGUGCCGUCUAGUCCGUGCGCGUUCCGUUCCCUCGGGCGGCGACCCUCUGGGCCCCGAGCGAGGGAGCGCCACGUCGAGCGGGGCAGAAAGGGCUACCCAGGUGCGAGGGCGGCCGUUCACCCGCCGCUUCCGCAGGAUGGCAUCUCGUCCUUCGCAAUGCGCGUGCAGGAGAAGCUCGCGUCCCUUGCCGCUGCGGUGAUUCAGCCCGAGUAUUCUGCAGAGGAUGAAGUCACUCCGCGUCUUGGCCACGGCGAUGUGGAUUACGAAGGCACGCGUGCCCCCGUGUCCUCACCUCGCCUGUCCUCGCUGGAAGGCAUGCGGGGGUCGCGCCAGCUGCCGCGUCCGCCUCCGAUGGGCUCGAGCAUGAGCACGAGCACGUCCAGCAUCAGCGCGUCGACCUCUCAUUGCGACGAGAUGCCAGAGUCCGGCAUGUCUAAUGCAUCCCUCACAGACGCCGCGCUGGACGGGUGUGCUUUGCCCAGCCGCACGACCUCUACCUCGUCGGUCCCCUCCGUUUAUUCCUCCGCCUCGCGGCCGAGCCUCUCUCGCGGGCCGUCAGACUGGCCGCUGUCGUCGUCCGUUCCGCCCUCGCCCAGAGCUCACGCGGAGCGGCCGACAGAGGGUCUGCGGGCCACGGGCACGUCCUCGAACUCAGUGAAGGGUCGCAUCGCGGAGCUCGGGGAGCGGGUGCGGUAUCCGCACGAUACGGGGUCUGCGUAUGUCUGA
Sparassis crispa is the source of this 2901-nucleotide messenger RNA. RefSeq lists its product as hypothetical. The record is from RefSeq and is a predicted model, not a curated record. The transcript has 3 exons. NCBI's taxonomy places the organism in Eukaryota, Fungi, Basidiomycota, Agaricomycetes, Polyporales, Sparassidaceae. The coding region runs from base 1 to 2901 and encodes 966 amino acids.